CGACAACAAUCACGUAAUUUUGUAGCGGCUUCAAAUCAUCGAGAAAGCGACCAUGACAACAUUGGACCCGGCGUCGGAUCGUCUGGAACUUCGUUCACAGCCGGGUCCGAUACGGGUAGAGAGCCUCCUAAAUGUCGAUGUAAUCUUUACGCGACCCUUAAAAAAAAAGUCUCGCAGGGUGAAAAUCAGGGAAGAGAAUAUUAUUCUUGUCAUAAGGCCGGUAAAGGGAAUUGUCAUUUUUUUCAGUGGGCUGAUGAAUCAUCUUCCCAAGGGAAAUUCAAUCAAUCGGGAUUUCGUCGCGCCUCGGAAAGUAUUGGCGAAAACUCGGGAAAUGGAAAUACAUGUUUUAAUUGUGGGGAGAGUGGUCAUUUCUCGAACGCUUGUCGUAAACCAAAGAAAGCCAAAUCCGGUAGUACGGAUGUGACAUGUUUCAAAUGCCAGCGGCCUGGUCAUCUGGCUCCACAAUGUCCAAGUGGUAGCACGGUUCAGCGCGGUAAACGUGGCUCUGGAACCAGAGCUCGAGGAACCGGUCGUCGAGGAAAGAAAAACUAA
Molecule: messenger RNA, 552 nt
Organism: Acaulospora morrowiae
Lineage: Eukaryota; Fungi; Glomeromycota; Glomeromycetes; Diversisporales; Acaulosporaceae
Source: the annotation of a GenBank genome assembly